Messenger RNA from Scomber scombrus (Atlantic mackerel), 1203 nucleotides. It is a transcript of the gene atp6ap1a, whose product is annotated as ATPase H+ transporting accessory protein 1a. Gene Ontology annotation, cellular component: proton-transporting V-type ATPase complex. The record is from RefSeq and is a predicted model, not a curated record. Lineage: Eukaryota; Metazoa; Chordata; Actinopteri; Scombriformes; Scombridae.
CAUGUAUGGGGGAGCGUUUGGGAACAAACAGGACAGUGUGUUUCCCAACCUGGAGGGUGCUCUGACGUCCUCGUCCUCCCCCCUGGUUUUACCUGCUGUCUCGUGGCCGGCCUCCAACGCUGUGAUUGGCCAGCUGCAGGACCAAUUGGAGACGUCCCCUCUGUACAUGGACCCUGAGACUCUGAGCCAACUGAGACUGAACGCGUCCUCCCCGACUCUGCUGGUGUUCAGACUGCCCUACGGCACUGGGGCUGAUCUGAUGUCAGCUAAAGAGAUUCUGAGUGGAAACGAUGAGGUGAUUGGUCAGGUGCUGAGCAUCAUGAAGACUCAAUCUGUUCCUUAUACAGCGAUUUAUACGUCACUGAGACCCUCCCAGGUUAGUGUGUGUGUGUGUGUAUGGAGGGGGCUUUGGGGGGGGGGUCGUUCCCUCCUGCAGGUGAGAGGAGGAUACAAAGAGCGGGAGAGAGAGAGAGAGCGGCAGCGUCGCAUCAAAGAGAAAUCCUCCGUUUAUGCUCCGGUGGAGUUUAAGGAAGCAGAGGAGAGCUGCAUCCUCCUCUGGGCUAAAGGUCUGUCAGUCAGCAUCCUGCGGAGCGGCCGCUGGGAGGAACACGACCUGACCCCGUCCACCUUUGGAGAGGGAGUCAGCCCCAAACUGCACGGGUCCAGCUGUGAUAAGACCAGAGCAAAUUUGGUUCUUAAUUAUGAAAACGUCCUCGGACAUCGCAGCUUCAAACUGAUCUUCUCCAUGAGUCAGCGCCUCUACAAGGUUUCCUCCAGGAACUGGUUCACUCUGGAUUCGGUGGAUCUUGAGUACGAUGGGAUCAAAGCUUCGUUUAACGGCAGCAGGAACAUUUACGCUCCGGCUGAGUUUUCCUAUCGUUGUGAAUCCGUCACGAACUUCCGCUGGCCGCUGCUCGUCCCUCGCUCCUCCAAAGAUCCGGCCAAUCAGUGGAGAGUGUCCUUCGAAGACUUCCAGAUCCAGGGCUUCCUGGUGAGGGGGGGUCAGUUCUCAUAUGGCAGCGAUUGCUCCGGCUUCUUCUCUCCGGGCAUCUUGAUGGGUCUGAUGACGUCUCUCCUCAUGGUCCUAGUGCUCACCUACGGCCUGCACAUGAUCCUGCAGCUACGCACCAUGGACCGCUUCGAUGACCCCAAAGGGCCCCCAAUCUCAGUCCCCCUUACAGACUGACCCCCCAUCUCAGACUG